UAGAGGGCUGCGCUCAAGAUAAUAAAUAUUAGAAUAAAAGAAGCGCUUUUAUUUCCCAUAUGACAAAAUGUCGGUGGCAUUUUCAUCGGCGCGCCCCAGGAGUAAAGGGGAGGUGACACAGCAAACGAUUCAAAAGAUGCUGGAUGAAAAUCAUCAUUUAAUACAGUGUAUAAUGGAUUACCAAAACAAAGGCAAGACAGCUGAAUGCACGCAGUAUCAGCAGAUCCUGCACAGAAAUCUUGUUUACUUGGCCACAAUAGCAGAUUCAAAUCAGAACAUGCAGUCACUACUACCUGCACCUCCCACUUCCAACAUGUCCAUGGGUCCUGGAGGAAUGGGCCAGAGUGGGGGACACGGCCAAAGCAACCUCAAUGACAACGUGGCACCAGGAUUGCCCCCCACAUCAAUGAUGCAGAGCCAAAUGAGCAAUGGCCCCAGCCAUGCUCCCAUGCAGCAGCAGUCUGGUCAGGUGCAGUCGGCUAUUCCCUCCGCUUCCCUCAGCCUGCCAGCCAGCAGCUAUGGUAGCUCGGCCUCAGCUUCUGGCUACAGCCACACUGCGCCCUCCUCCCAGGGCAGCAUGAUCCAGGGCCCUGGGCCUGGCUAUGGCUCUUCCUCUUCUUCUUCCUCCACACCCUCAUCCUCCUCUUCCUCCUCCCGCAGCAACCUCAACAUGCAGUCCAACCAAGUCACUAUGAUGCACCAACAGUCUGCCACUCCACACUACUCCUCAGCCCAGGCAGGGGGGCAACACUAUCAGGGACAGCAGACCAUGGGCAUGAUGGGUCAGGGCAGUCAAGGAAGCAGUAUGAUGUCUCAGAGACCGAUGGGAUCCUACCGUUCCUCACAGCAAGGAUCUGCACAGCAGUACAUGGGACAAGACGAGUUCUACGGAGAGCAGUAUGGACACACUCAGAGCUCCAGCGAGCCCAUAAACCAGCAGUAUUACCCUGAUGGCCAUGGGGAGUACUCAUAUCAACAAUCUUCAUAUGGUGAGCAAGGCUAUGACAGGUCCUUUGAUGAAUCUUCACAGCACUACUAUGAAGGAGGUGACAGUAACUCUCAGUACAGUCAACAGCAGUCACAGUAUCAGCAGGGCUCUGGCCAACAGCAGCAAUUCAGCCAACAGCAGUACUCCUCUCAACAAGGCUACAGCGGACAGCAACAGGGUUACGGUCCUGGCCAGGGUGGAUCCUCGCAAUAUUCUCAGUAUCAGCAGGGUCAAAGUCAACAGUAUGGCUCCUACCGCUCCUCCCAGGGAGGCCCUGGAGCACAGACGCAGAGACCCUAUGCCUAUGAACAGGGUCAGUAUGGAAAUUAUCAGCAAUAAGUUACUGCAUUGUGGUCCUGCUGGAAGAAAAUGAAUAAGGGAUGGUUCAACAGUGAUGCGCUGGCUCAGCUAUGGAGUAGAAGUUCUGGCUGCUUAAGAUUUAUUAUCCUAACAUUAAUCAUGGUUCUAGCUACAGUAAGAAUAACUAAUCUAGUCAUUGUGAUGCUCUCCUUAUCUGUUUGCUGGCUACAGGGGGUGAAAUGCUGUUGGCCUGCCCACAAAAAGUCAGGGUGCUUGUAGAAUCAGGACAGUUAAUAUGGAUUAACUAUGGACUAUAUGAAUAUGGAUUAAAUAGGGUACUGAAAAGGUGCAGUAAAGUUAUUAGAUAAGCAAGCAAAUUGCUUGUAUCCUUCUUUUUUUCUGUCUUUGCCUUUCAUUUGUUUUACUUUCCCCUGCUUUUAAUGUUUGUUUUAUUUUAUAAGGCCCUUUUUUGUGCACAGAUGAGUUUUAUGGUUUGUGAGGCUAUGAAAAGUAAAUUAGUAUUUAAUAGACUAGGUCCAGCUCUUGCUUUCAUUCCUAGCUGAAACACUGUUAUAUCUCACGAUAAGAGAAAUUAAUUUUAUGAAGGUGAAAACGUUGAUCCUUAAACCUGACUUGAUCAGGGGGGUUUGUCCGUGUUAGUCAAACUGUGAUGUGUUGCUGUGUGGUUUAACAUUAUGUGUUUUCACUCUCUACAUAUGUCUUACUGAGGUAAUAGAUAGCCGACUGAUCCAGACUUAAAAGUGUGUAUUAUUGUCCAUGAUAAUCAUACAUCGUGGUAGUAUUUUUGACACUAUAUUUUUAAGUGGCAUUUCUCCGCAUAGAUGGAGUGAAGAGGGUUUACACUACUCUGGUGCCAUUCAGUAAUGAUUUUACAUAUCUCCACUUUGUCUGCACUUUAUUUUGCAGUGACAGUGUAUGUAUUGUCUGAUAUUUUGUAUUGUAGUGCAAUUAAGGCUGUUUUUUUAACAAAUGAUCCUCAAAAAGCCAAAGUAACACAGAAACAGAACAUUAACGGGUCGUGCACCUUUACUUCAAUAAGUGCAAUACACUGACUCAGUCAUGUUGAGGUUGGCUCUUAUGGUGAACUCACACUGUUUAUCAUUAUUUAUAGUUUCCUAACAUACCAGGAUGGCAAAGAUGACUUUGUGGUUUGCUCAUUUUGAAUGUUGUGUUGCAGGUUUCAACUGACAUGUCAUAUUUCAGAAAAAGAUUUUCUGUAUUUAUGUUUCUCAUAGAUAGACUAUGUGAAGACGUUCAGCACAGACAUGAUGCUUACUUGUUUCAGUAUUCUUUGGAUUAGAUGAAGAAAAUGUGAACAGAAAAGAUAUAGAUAAGUGUACAUGUCGUACAAGCACACUUGCCUUAUUUUACAUAUUUAUUUAUGUCUUUCUCUAUCUAUCUAUCUAUCUAUCUAUCUAUCUAUCUAUCUAUCUAUCUAUCUAUCUAUCUAUCUAUCUAUCUAUCUAUCUAUCUAUCUAUCUAUCUAUUUAUUUAACACCUCUGGUUAUUUCACUAAUCACUGUUUCUUACAUUUUGAGCAGAAAUGAGCAUUAUUACUGUGACUGUGAGGGGCCAGCUUUGCAGUAUAUUCUCUAAUAACUCAACUUAUCUCAGAGGGGUAAAGUAGUUGUCAUUUUGCAGGGUUAAUCAAGAAUGUGAGAUACUUGGCUGUCAAACAGCCAAAUAACUAUGUACCCCUCAACAGUGACAAUCACAGGGUUCUCUAUAUUACAUUGACUUUGUAUCAGUGUUUCAUUUUACUGUGAACUGAACAUGUCUUUUCCAGUUCUAUGUUGUGUGUCAUAACUGAUGUGAGUGGUAUGCCGUGUGUGUGUGUGUGCAUAUGUGUAUGUGUAUGUAAGAGAGUGACAGUGAGUGAGAGAAUGAAGUUUGGUGUGCAUAAUCCAAAUAUGAAUGUUAUUACUUACUUAUAUAUUGUAAGACUGCAUUGCCUGAUCUUUUCUGCUGUCUUUUGUUACUGUUUGUUAUAUAAAAUAAACUGAC
Molecule: messenger RNA, 3313 nt
Organism: Larimichthys crocea (large yellow croaker)
Lineage: Eukaryota; Metazoa; Chordata; Actinopteri; Sciaenidae
Product: SS18L1 subunit of BAF chromatin remodeling complex
Exons: 11
Coding region: 68-1327 (419 amino acids)
Biological process (GO): positive regulation of transcription by RNA polymerase II; positive regulation of dendrite morphogenesis
Cellular component (GO): nucleus
Molecular function (GO): transcription coactivator activity
Source: RefSeq, a predicted model, not a curated record